Messenger RNA from Mercenaria mercenaria, 4023 nucleotides. RefSeq names its product leucine-rich repeat and fibronectin type-III domain-containing protein 5-like. The coding region runs from base 317 to 2011 and encodes 564 amino acids. The transcript has a single exon. Gene Ontology annotation, molecular function: protein binding. Lineage: Eukaryota; Metazoa; Mollusca; Bivalvia; Venerida; Veneridae. The record is from RefSeq and is a predicted model, not a curated record.
CAGAUAAAAGCCGUAAAUCCUGCCACUUUUGUGCUAAUAAUUCUUAGACUUUAAUAAAUCAAGUUAACAUUAUAUCUGGCUCUAAUUUUGAAGCGAACACUUUUAAAAAGGAAUUAUCUACAUUGACCCCAUCAAAGAUCGUGAAAAUUUGAAACUAUUUUGCUGAUCAAGCGAACAUUAAUUUACAACCAAUUAAGCGGAAUUUUAGAGACAGCUAAAGAAGGUAACAUCGUAGACGCCGUGGAACAUAUUAAUUAGAAACCAAGGAGCGAAAGGGAUUGAGUGACUUAAAGAAAAUAUAUUUUCGUAGCGUAACAUGGACCUAAAGAUGGAGAGAUUCUUUAUUUUGAAUACACUUACACUGAUAUUGAUAAUAUCCGUGGAAAGAACCAGUGUGUUGUCUUGCCCAACAAACUGUAGAUGUAGAGGAAAGGCUGUAAAAUGUUCCUCGGGUUUCUCGUCAUUUCCGGCUGGAUUAGACGCCACAACAGUAUAUCUUUCAAUAUCCGGAACUGAAUCUCAAAAGAACACAAUCUCUUCCUUAAGCAAAACGGACAUCCAAGGGAUACAGUCCCUGUUUACUCUAAUCAUAACAUACAGUGGUGUUCAGACUGUCCAAAAUGAUGCUUUCUCGAUCUUAAGUAAUCUUCAUGAUCUUAGCUUGGCAGAUAAUGACAUAAGAACUCUCACAGCUGAUUCGUUUAAAGGACUCACAAAAUUAAGGACGCUUGACCUAUCCGGAAAUACAAAUUGUAAACUGGACAAAAACGUUUUAACACACAUUUCUGGCUUAGAGGAACUUAACCUUGGAAAUAUGAAUCUUCAAAACUUAGAUAAAGAUUUCUUUACGAAUUUGGCACAACUAAAGAAUUUAAAACUGUAUAUGAAUGGAAUUAAGGAAAUACAUCAAGAUGUAUUAGCACCUCUUAAAGCGCUAAAAACUUUAGAUCUUAACGGGAACCGUCUUCUCGGGCUUCCAGUAGAGCUGAAACCAAUGUUUAAUAAUAUGAAUGUGCACUUUUCGGAAAAUCCAUGGCAGUGUAACUGCCAGUUGCUAUGGUUACGGGAACUUCCGGGAAAGUUAGUAUCCAGUCCUAUUGACACAAGCGAAAUCAUUUGUAAUGGACCAAAGAGCCUUAAAUAUCAUUCUUUUGUAAAUGUUCCUGAAAGUAAUUUCAUUUGUAUUCCGCCGAAAGUUAUUAGAUGCGAUCAGACAAAAUAUUCACUGGAUGUGAAUCUCAGACUUACAAUUUCUUGCGAAUACGAAGGAGACCCUAUUCCCGAGGUGAAAUUCGUUCGUCCCGAUGGCUUUGAAAUUGAUGGUAGAGACACGGUGAGCGGUAAAUACGAACUAAGCGAGAAUGGUACGCUAACAAUCUCAAGCGUGGCUAUAGAGGACGAUGGCGACUGGACGGUGUCAGCCUAUAAUAAAACCGCCCAUGGUGAUCUGAAAGUCAAUGUGCAUGUUAUUAUUACUACGACUUCUACAACAACAACAAGUACUUCGACGACUUCCACAACCACCUCCACCACAACCACCACCACAACAACCACACCUACGACUACUUUAAAAUUGACACAAGGUAAAACUACGUCGAAGUUAGCAAACGGGCCGUUGGCGUCUGCUUUAUCCCAAAACCCGGUCGUUGCUACACAGGCAGGGGCGACGCAGGCGGGGGUGACGCAUCAACAGCAGGCGGGGGCGACGCAUCAACAGCAGACGGCGAAACCUAAAUCUACAAUAAACCCUGACUUGUUGGGACCGGUAGAUGUGAUAGAUACGCGUUCUACAAAGAAGGUAGAUAGCACUACACAGUCUGUCAGAGACGGCAAAGACAAAGUAGAGACAGUGAUAAAAGAGAAUCCUAUAAAUUAUGGACUAAUGGCGGCUUCCGCUGCUGGAGGGGGGACGAUUGUCGGUAUAAUCUGUAUCAUCGUGAUGUGCUGUAAGAAAAAACAAAACAAUGAGAAAAACAAGAUUUCUCCUUUUGAAGACGACUUUGAUUUAUGAAAAGAUUAGGUAAUUAUCUAUGAAAUGCGACGCUUAUAUUUCGUACUUGUGUGAUAACCGCUAGAGUAAAGGAUAAAAAUGAGUGAAAUAUAAAAAUAAUUUUAUACCGCAACUUGUUAAACGAAGCAGUCAUGUGAUUGCAAAGAAGGUUUGAGCUUUAAUGUAUUUAUGCCAACACAUACGAUACCUCAUUUUUUCUCUGUCGUUUUUUUUUCUGUUUUAAGUGUCUCUCAUUCUAUAUUUUUCAUUUACUAUGUACGCAUUGACGUAAUAUCUUAUUUUUAGGGGUUUUAACAUUCAUUUUUGUUUUAUGUUAUUUUUAAGAAACACGUUGCUUUAUUAAAUAAUAUUCAUAAAUAUAAAACAACAUCUAAAUUUUCUUGCUUUUAAAUUAUUUCCUGUUGAAUCUGAAAAUCAUUUUAUUUUGAGCCAUCAUUGAUAAAGCGAUCCCACUAUUAUUUGGGCUUUUGACUGAUUUCAUUCGUUCCUAAUUGUUUUGUUUUUUGUUUCUGUCCAUUUCAUAUUUGAUAUGUUUUCAUGUGUCAUUUAAAUUCUGAAUAAGCAAUUACCUUAUAACUAUAGGGAGAAAUCCCUAUAAAUUCUAAAGCCUCGUUAAAAUCAAAGGUAUUUUGAAACCGUUCCAGUGGCCUUAAAUGACCAAUCUUUGUGUAAACUGCUAAUGUAUACUUUACUUCUCCAAUCUACAGUAGAUAUUCAACAUUUUUGUAAGUUUUUGUAAAAGUAUCAGCCAAAAAAUAUUUAAUUGCCUAUUUAUAUUUGUUUUUGACUCUUAUAAUCAGUAGUUGUAUUUAUUUGAAAAAUAAUUUCUAACAAGUUGGCUUAAAGUUCAAGAGUUGAUAGUUUGCUUAUAUUCGUAUACGUUUACUUAAGUGCCAUUAUCACUUUAAUAAAGUAGUAAUGCAAGAUAAAAUUUCGUAAUAAGCUUUGAAAUUUAUCUUAUGAAGAUAGGGAUUUUAGACUUGAGUUUUGAUAUAUGCAACCGUCAUGCAAUGAGGAAUAAAGAGACCUUCUGUAUAUUUUUUUUCAAGUUUGUCUGACUCAAUGUAAAAGACAAUAAAUAAAUUGUGAUAUUUACGACAUCUUACAGCUGCAUAUUCGAUUUUUAUUGCUCAAUAUAUGUUUGAAUGUUCAUAAUUUAAGAAGUACAACAAAAUAUGCUUUCUUGGGCGUAUAAUUAGGAACGGGCGCUAAACACGUUCCAAAAUGGAUUUAGCGUCAAAGGGUAGCGAUUGUUAUCCUUUUAUAAUUACAUCGGGCUGGCCUGGUUGAAUCCACGUAUCGUAGAAAAUUGAAACAUAACUUAUUUUCCUUUGUUACUAUAAAUACUCUGCAAAUUUAUGUAAAUUAGGAUUUGUUCUGUUAUAAAUUCAUUCAGUCUGGCCGGGGUAGUUUAAAAAGACUCAUUUAAAAUCAUAAGCAAUUUUCGUGGAUGUUACCAAAAAAAUAGGAGAAAUAAACAUUUGGUAAUCAUUCUAUGAGAAAACCCAUCUGUUCAUUUUUAUUUCAACUUUUGCGGAGUGUCAUACAUCAUUUUGUUUUUCAUGUUUUGUAUCGUCAAGAGAUAAUUUGAGAAAUACAUUAGUAUAUAAUUAUAAUUCUAUAUCUGUUGGGCUGUCUUACGUCCUUGCGUAUAGCGGCAAAAUGUUUUAGUACCGAAGGUUGUCCAGUGAUUUUAUCAGGCUGGCCUGAUUGAGUCAGCGUCUACGCAGAUAGCAUUUCCUUCUAUUGUUACGUUGAAACUUAACAUAAAUUAGUAUUAUGCAUGUUUCGUUUGUUUUACAGUCAAUUUAGAAUGUUCUGUAUGUUUAUUUUAAUAAAGAAGUAUAAUAUUUAUUUUUAUAGCUCUUUGAUUUUAAUAAAAAGAAAGGUAAAACAGCGUAAGGUUUUUCUUUAAAUAGUUAAGUGUAAGCUUUGUGCAAUAUGUAGAACUAAAUGAAAUGUUGGUACUAGUAAAGAAUUAUAAUAUCAAUUCAAAACAAAAUAAUGCAUAA